Molecule: messenger RNA, 1076 nt
Organism: Caenorhabditis elegans
Lineage: Eukaryota; Metazoa; Nematoda; Chromadorea; Rhabditida; Rhabditidae
Gene: srt-49
Product: Serpentine Receptor, class T
Exons: 7
Coding region: 19-1008 (329 amino acids)
Source: RefSeq, marked reviewed
UCAAAUUGUCAGAUCAAAAUGGAAAGACUCAUCAGAUAUGGAAAUAUUGACUCAAUUCCAUAUUAUAAUUGUAGUUGGAGAACUUCUGAAGAAUGGGAUUUACAAGGUUUAAAACGUCCGAUUCUUGGAUGGUUUUUGGUCCUUUUUGGAGGAUUUGUUGAGAUUCUCUACCUUCCCAUAUUGUACAUUAUUUUCAAAACUAAACUAAUACGAUAUGCGUGCUACAAAUUGAUUGUAUUCUUGACGUUGACCGAUAUGAGUGCUACAGUAUGCAGUUCAAUAAUCAGUGGAGUUCUUUACAUAAAGGGAUCCGUGUUCUGCUCCUAUCCAACAUUUGAGUAUAUUGCAGGAGGAUUCGCAAUUAAUACAUGGUGCAUGGCAUGUGCAAUCAACAUUUCAUUGUUCGCCAAUCGUGUAUGUAGCAUUGCAUUUCACGAAUACAUUGACGUCAUCGAAGGGAAACUUACCUAUUUUUGCAUCACAAUUUCUGCAAUUUAUGGAACCUUUAUCCUUUUCUAUACCCCAAUAAUUUGCUUCAACUCGAAAGCAUUGGCGUGGAUUCCUGAGCCGUUGUCUGAGAUUGAUGAUAGCAAGGAGUCUGAAAAAUAUUACAACAAUGACUGGCAGUCGUGGAAUAAUUAUCUGUUCGUGGCAAUCAUGUUCUUCUUGUACAUCACCUAUUGUGUGCUCAUCAAGAAACUUGCUCAUGGACAGAAAUCAAAGAAAUCUAGAGCGAUCUUCAUCCAAUGUUGCAUAAUUUGCUUUUUCAACACUGCAACUGCUCUUAUAUAUAAUGCUCUGUCACUUAUGACCCCCGCCCUUUGGAUACUGUACUUGGGACAAUUGUCAUGGUCACUUAAUCAUGGAUGUCCAGCAAUUAUUUAUUUAACCAUGAACGACACGAUUCGGAAGAACUUUUUUCGAACUUUCUGCCGUUUCAAGAAUACUAAGAUCGAUACAACGAACAGCGGACAAGUGGCACGGCCGGCAGCAUCACAUGUUAUUUAAAAUUAUAAGCAAGUUUAAAAAAUAUAUUCCAAUGUUUCUGAAUGAAACCACCAGUAAGGAACGAUUUA